Molecule: messenger RNA, 1041 nt
Organism: Suhomyces tanzawaensis NRRL Y-17324
Lineage: Eukaryota; Fungi; Ascomycota; Pichiomycetes; Serinales; Debaryomycetaceae
Product: anaphase promoting complex subunit
Exons: 1
Coding region: 1-1041 (346 amino acids)
Biological process (GO): protein K11-linked ubiquitination; anaphase-promoting complex-dependent catabolic process
Cellular component (GO): anaphase-promoting complex
Source: RefSeq, a predicted model, not a curated record
AUGAACUCCUCAGGAAAUUGGGAGUCAGAUAGAGGGCCAUCAACUUCGAUGAAUGCCUUCGCUAGUUCACUGCAACACGAACUACAAACCCAGGAUGCUAUCUCACAAGACAUGAUUGACUCCAUCGUUUCCGUAUCUGCAUCUAGCGUUAACUAUGAAGGGUAUGACGAAGUUGAAGGUGGUACAGAAGAGAACCAAGACGUAGGUAUGGGAACUUCAAACAGCACAACAGAACAACCCAGUUUGGAACAAAUACAAAAAGUAUACUACACUAAAGGGCUCGAAGAAUUGGAUAACUUACAAUUACUUGACCUUUCGCCAUUAGCAAACUGGAAAUUGUCCUCGUUCAAACAGGGUUACGGUUUGAGCCAACUACGAUAUGACUCUCCUGAUAGCUACUGGCAAUCGGAUGGAAGCAAUGGAAACAAUAACAAUAACGCGAUCACUAACAAUCAAUUGAGUAAUCCACAUUCUAUAACGAUCCAGUUUGCGAAGAAGGUAUCUUUGGAAAGAAUAUCGAUCUUCACUAAUUUCUCACUUGAUGAAAGCUACACUCCUUCGAGAAUACGGAUAAUGGCGGGAAGCUCCGAUGGCUGGGAUUUGAGUGAAGUUUGCACGGUGAACUUUUCAAAACCAAUUGGAUGGUCUCACAUCAUAUUCAAUGGCAUUCGUAAUGAUGGGGUGUUAAAAUGCUUCAUGGUGAAAUUGGUUAUUCUCGCAAAUCACCAAGAUGGCAAAGACUCACAUAUUAGGGCUAUUCGUUGUUUUGGAAAAAAAUCUGCCAAUGUUGUUUCGACAGCACCCAAACCAUCUCAAGAAAUACUAAAAGAUUUGAGUCUUGCUAGUGGAAUGACUAGUGCAUCAGGAUUACUGUUGAAUCACAUAAGUAAACAAUAUUAUAGCGACGAUGAAGAUGAAAAUAACGACGAGAGAAUGGAGGAUAAAGUAACCAGCAGGAUCUUAGGAAACGUUAAUGAUAUAAUCGGGUUCAACUCUGCAUUUCAAAGUCUAGAGUUCAAAAGUGUUUCUUCCAUCAGAUAA